AUGGAUGGUCAAAGAUUGGUGACCCUCCUGCAGGAGAGCCAGAUCCCGGACACACAGAGGGUCAAGGCUGUCACGGCAGAGCUCCAGAAGAACUACUACUCGAAGCCCGAGUCCCUCCUCCUCCUGGUCGAGAUUGUCUGCACCAACGAGGAUGUCAACCUCCGACAGCAGGCGGCCGUGCAGGCUGCGCGCCUCGUACCCAAGUACUGGGAGAAGAUACCCGCAGAGCAGAAGGCUGGCGUCCGGCAGCAUCUUGUCGAGGCCACUAUGAAGGAGCAGCACGCUAAGUGCAGACACUCUGAGUCUCGAGUGAUUGCCGCAAUUGCGAGCCUCGACCUCGACGACAGCGCAUGGCCCGACCUGAUUCCUUCUCUCUUCACCCUUGCCAGCAACAACGAUGUCUCCCACCGUGAGGUCGGCUCAUACAUCAUCUAUGCCAUUCUCGAUGAGAACCCCACACACUUUGCCGAGAAGGUCCGCGACCUGCUCUCUCUCUUCUCCAACACCAUCAAGGAUCCCCAGAGCGCUGAUGUGCGCGUUAACACCGUCAUGUCUAUCGGGGCCGUGUUGAUGCUCGUCGAGCCCGAAGAGGAUGAGGGCGCCGUCACUGCUGUCCAACAGCUCAUCUCUCCCAUGGUCAAUGUUCUCAAGGAUGCUGUGGAUAGCAAUGACGACGAGAAGACCAAGCAGUCAUUCGAAGUCUUCCAGCAAUUCCUUGCUUAUGAGCCUGUCCUGCUCGGCCCUCACCUUCGAGACCUCAUGACGUUUAUGGCUGAGCUGGCUGCCAACAAGAAUGCCGAAGAUGAGGUGCGGUGCCAGGCCCUCGCCUUCCUUGCGCAGGCUGUUCGCUACCGCCGAAUGAAGGUGCAGGGUAUGAAGGACAUGGGCUCCCAGCUGACCCUCAAGAGCAUGGGAAUCCUCACCGAGAUUGACGACGAUGAGGAUGAGGACGAGAUUACACCUGCUCGUGCUGCCCUUUCUCUCCUUGACCAGCUGGCAUCUGACCUGCCCCCUCGUCAGGUCAUCGUGCCUCUGCUUGAUGCUCUGCCCAAGUUCGCGUCAUCCGCAGAGCCUGGCUUCCGCAAGUCUGGUGUCCUCGCUCUAGGAACUGUGGCCGAAGGCGCCCCUGACUUCGUGUCCACCCAGCUCAAGAUGAUCAUGCCCAUCGUUCUGCGUCUCCUCAAUGACCCUGAUGCUGGAGUCCGCCACACUGCUCUCAUUGGUCUCACUCGCAUUGCUGAUGAGAUGGCUGAGGAACUGUCAGAGGACCGUGACGCCCUCGUCGAGGCGUUGCUUAAGAACAUCCAAGCCGCUAGCGUCGAGUCCUCCGAUGCCGCUGUUUCCAAGAAGAAUGUCGAGAUCAUGCGAUGCUCCUGCGCUGCUCUGGAUGCGUUGGCAUCUGGUUUCGACUCUGAUGUCAUGCAGAAGUACGGACCAGAACUGAUCAGCCCAAUCGGCAACCUCCUGGCUCACCCCGACUUCAAGGUCAAGGGUGCCGCUGCUGGUGCCCUCGGUGCCAUUGCUGGCGCUAUGGAGGAGCACUUCGCCCCUUACUUCGAGAACACAAUGGCCGCCCUCGGGCCAUUUGUUCAGAUCAAGGACAGUGAGGACGAGCUUGAGCUUCGAAGCGGGGUGUGCGAUGCCAUGGGCCGCAUUGCCACAGCCGUUGGCCCCCAGAAGUUCCAGCCGUAUGUCUUGGAGCUCAUGAAGGCGAGCGAGGAGGCAUUGAACCUUGGCAACCCGAGGCUGCGGGAGACAAGCUUCAUUCUAUGGAGCGCUCUCUCCAAGGUUUACGGCAAAGACUUUGCCCCCUUCAUUGCCGGCGUUUUCAAGGGUCUGUUCGACAGUCUGGAGCUUGAGGAGGAAGAGCUCGUCCUGAACCUGACUGAAGAGGAGAAGGCCAUCAUUGGCACCGAGGAUGGGAUUAUCCAAGGUGGCAAGAAGAUCAAGAUCCGAGAGCCCGAAGAGGGCGAGGAGCCCAUGGAAGAUGACGGAUUCGAGGACGAGGAUGACGACGACUGGGGAGACUACGGUGUUACCCCCGAGGCAAUGGAGAAGGAAGUUGCCAUUGAGGUCCUUGGAGACGUGGUCACCCACGCCUGUGGUCUCGCUGAGAUCUCGCAAUAUCUCGAGAAGGCGCUGGAGAACAUCACGCCGCUUGUUGAGCACAGCUAUGAAGGUUGUCGCAAGGCAGCCAUCAGCACACUGUGGCGAUCCUACGCGCGUGUUUUCGAGCUGUUCGAGGAGCAGACUGGCACCAAGUGGGAGGCCGGCUACCCUCCCAAGCAGGCCCCGUCGGAAACGCUGACUAAACUUGGCGAGAUUGUCGCUGCUGCCACAUUGAAGCUGUGGCCGGAUGAGACCGAUCGCAACGUCGUCACCGACAUCAACCGCAACGUGGCCGCGACUCUGAAAGCGUGCGGCCCUGCCAUUCUCGCCCAGGAAAAGAUGGUCGAGCAGAUCGUUACUGUUCUGACCACCCUGAUUACCCGCUCGCACCCCUGUCAGCAGGAUCUUGGCGAUGAGGAGGAGCAGGACGCUGAUGCUGGCUCUUCCGAGUACGACUGGCUCAUCAUCGACACUGCUCUCGACGUGGUCAUAGGACUGGCUGCUGCCAUGGGCGCUCAGUUUGGUGAGCUGUGGAAGAUCUUCGAGAAGCCCGUCAUGAAGUUCGCCUCCUCUCAAGAAGACCUUGAGCGGUCGACAUCGGUUGGUGUGAUUGCCGAGUGCGCGGCGCACAUGGGCGAGGCCGUGUCGCCCUACACGUCUACGAUCCUCAAGCUUCUGCUCAAGCGUCUCACCGACCCCGACCCUGAGACCAAGAGCAACGCUGCUUAUGCAACCGGCCAGCUCGUGUACCACUCCACGGACGCCGUCACCUACUUGCCGUACUACACGGACAUCCUCGCCAAGCUGGAGCCCAUGCUUUCCAUCGACCACGCGCGUCUCAAGGACAACGCGACGGGUUGCGUGUGCCGCAUGAUCAUCUCCCACCGUGACAAAGUGCCGAUUGCCGACGUGCUCCCUGUCCUUGUCGGCCUGCUGCCGUUGAAGGAGGACUUUGAGGAGAACACGCCUGUUUAUGAGUGCCUUUAUAAGCUUUACGAAGGCGACGAGCCCACUGUGCAGAGCCUGACACCCAAGCUCAUCGGCGUCUUCGAGAAGGUGCUGAGCCCGCCCGAGGAGCAGCUCCAGGACGAGACACGCCAGCUCGUGCAACGCAUCGUGCAGAGCCUGUACAAGGCCCAGCCGGGACUCUUCCAGGGCCACGAGCAGGUGUUGAAGAUUUCUGGUGCAGCGUAA
Messenger RNA from Diaporthe batatas, 3303 nucleotides. RefSeq lists its product as uncharacterized. Gene Ontology annotation, molecular function: small GTPase binding; nuclear import signal receptor activity. The coding region runs from base 1 to 3303 and encodes 1100 amino acids. NCBI's taxonomy places the organism in Eukaryota, Fungi, Ascomycota, Sordariomycetes, Diaporthales, Diaporthaceae. The record is from RefSeq and is a predicted model, not a curated record. Gene Ontology annotation, cellular component: nucleus; cytoplasm. The transcript is spliced from 4 exons. Gene Ontology annotation, biological process: protein import into nucleus.